CUUUUUAAAAAUCCAGAUAAGCUGACCUGUACUUUCCGCAGGUAAAAAGACACCUCACCAAACCAAAAUCUCCACCGUUGAUCUCAGUCACAAACUCAUCUUCACCGUUGAUUCACCGUUUUACCAGUCGAACUUGCCAAAAAUAACAUAAGUCGUCACUGUCACGAGAAGGGGCUCCAUGGAAGAAACAAAAGCCUUUUCUCUCCAUGGAUUCCUCAUAUCAGAUUCAAAAUUUGAAAUACAAAAAUCAGAAUCUUAUAGAGUUUCAAAUUAAAAAAAAAAACGAAGACCAAUUCUCUCUUCUUCUCCUUCGUUUCCACGAUUCGUAACACUUAUUUUCUUUAUAUAUUUGCUUUUUCUCCUUUUGCAUUUCCCAGAAAGGCAAAGAAAGAGAUAAAUUGUUGAAUUCAUAGAGAGGAGAUUGAUAUUGCUAGCUUCUUCUGCUUUCUACUUCCUUUUCUUGGUGGUUGAAGGAUUCAGCGAACUCUUACUAUGUUCGUUGUGUGAAUUAAAUAUUAUUUAAUGGAUACGCUCACAUGUUGUGCCUGUGGAUGCGAAGAUUGCUCUUCUCAUAAACACGACGAAUUCUCCAACAACAAACCACGUGACGCACGUGACCUCUCCCUCUCCUCCUCUUCCAACGCCAAAGUCCAAAUCGAGAACGAAUGCCACCCCCUCCGCGAAACCGUCGCCUCGCAACAAGAAUCGAUCCAAGACCUAUACUCCGAGCUCGACGAGGAGCGCAACGCCGCCUCCACCGCCGCGAACGAGGCGAUGUCCAUGAUCCUGAGGCUCCAGAGGGAGAAGGCCGAGGUCGAGAUGGAGCUGCGGCAGUUCAAGCGCUUCUCCGAGGAGAAGAUGGAGCACGAUCGGCAAGAGCUCUUGGCUCUUGAGGAUCUGGUGUAUAAGAGAGAGCAGACGAUCCAGGCCUUGACGUUUGAGGCUCAGGCUUUUAGGCAUAGGAUGAUGAGUUAUGGUGUUAGCGAAGAAGCUGACGUUGAUGACGUGGCGAAGAACGUGUAUGAUUAUGAUUAUGAUUAUGAUUAUCCUCCUCUUAAGUGUAGUUUGAAUGAGAAUCCCGAGGUUGAGGUUGAUGUUGAAAAGUACACGUUGACUGAUUCGUCGCCACGUGGAGGGGAUAAUUUGAGUAGUUUGCCACGUCAGAGUCCUAAGCGUCAUAGACAUUUCAGGAAGGUUUCUACUGGUAGUUCGAGUUCACUAUUGGGAACUACUAAUAGAGACCAAAGGCCUGAUUUUUCUGUUGAUUCCCCACGCUUCAACGGCGAGAUGCAUGAUAGAAUCUAUACCAUUGAUUCUGUUCAUCAGGGUGAUGCUGAGGAGAAGUGUAAGGUUGAUGGCGAAAUGAAUCAGCCUGAUCAUCUUGGUGAUCCUGAUAUAGUGAAACUCUACGCGAGGAUGCAAGCGUUGGAGGCUGAUAGGGAGUCGAUGAGGGAGGCGAUUGUGUCGAUGAGGACCGAGAAAGCUCAGAUGGUUCUGUUGAAAGAGAUUGCGCAGCAUUUGUCGAAGGAGGUUGUUCCGGAACGGAGGUUGCCGAUAAGGAAAGCGUCUAUCGUUGGAGUGUUCAGUUUCUUAUCUGUCUUUAAGUGGAUCACGUCAUUUGUUUUCUGGAGAAAGAAGGCUCGUCGAAGCAAGUACAUGAACGGGGUGCAAGCGAACAAUAUGGGCUUGGAGAUGCUUCUAGAAAAGACUCCUCGGAUACGACAAUGGAGAUGUCUUUCAAGCACGCAAGUGUGACAUAGAUCAUGUUCUCCAACUAGGUGAAUUUGAAGCGCUUAAUGUGUAUACUGGGAGACUGCAGUCUUCUUCAUGUGCAGUUUUUUUUAUUCUUUAUUUUUUUAUGUUCAUUUGUUGUUGGGGGUUUGAAUGCGUAAUGUCUUGAAUGGGGUUUGAUUGUUUGUGUAAUGAGAUUGGUGAGGAUACUGUAAGCUGUGUAUAAUAUUUUCCACAUUCUUGUUUGGGUU
This is a messenger RNA of Brassica napus (rape), 1982 nucleotides long. Its product is annotated as myosin-binding protein 7. Lineage: Eukaryota; Viridiplantae; Streptophyta; Magnoliopsida; Brassicales; Brassicaceae. The record is from RefSeq and is a predicted model, not a curated record. The coding region runs from base 523 to 1755 and encodes 410 amino acids. The transcript is spliced from 4 exons.